UUAAUAAAUAUUUUAUGUCUAUUCCUAUUAUUUUUGGUUUGGGGGUUCUUAUUGAUACGUGUCUGAAGGAUAUUGGCUUUCGAAGUUUGUUAAAUUCCUUGUAUGAUAAUAUGAUUAUCAGUGUUUUAAAUAUCGACCAACAUAUCGGACAUGUCGGCCGAUAUAGCGGAUUGAGGUGUCGAGCGACACAAAUAUGGGAAAUACAAGUCGCAUAUCGUUUUUCGGCGACAUAUCGGUCAUAUCGGCAAAAAAUCGGACAUAUCGGCCGAUUUUCCUGUUUGGAAAAUCGACCGAGAUUUAUAAAAAUCGGUUCAGCUUAUUGGGUUUGGUUUGGGUUUGGGUCGAUGACUUGCCCUCUUUUUGAACCCGAUAGACACCCCAACGACCGAUAUACACUCGAUCAAAAGAAAAAAAAGGAGAAAAACACCCGAUCAAAAGAAAAAAGGAGAAAAACCCUAGUUUUCGCUUGCAACUGGGAACCAGCAGCCUCCUCUCGUCGUUUUGCCUUCGUGGUCUCAACAACAGCAAAAACCCUAAGCCUUCGUGGUCAGAAAUUCGAAGCUCCUCUUUCUUCUGCGCCAUCGGAGCCGCCUCAUCAUCUGUUUUUUCCCCGUGCCGCCACCAUCGAAGCUCCUUUGGUAAGCCUCUCUGACCUCUCUCUCUCUUUCUCUCUCUCUCAAAGAUAAAGAAAACAUAGAUGAUUCUCUGAUUCUGACUCUUCAUGGCCUCUCUGAAGUCUGACCUCUCUCUCUCUCUCUUUUUCUCUCUCUCUUUCUCUAUUUUCGAACCCGAUAGACUCUGUUUUGGGAUGCAUCUAAGGUUUUUAACUUUCCCUUUUUUCUUUUUACUCUUCUUUCUUUUCCUAAAUUAUUAUCAUAAGUUUCUAUUUGUAUCUUGGAGCAAAUUGUGGACAAAAAGUAAUUAAAUAAUUCUUUUGGAUUAAAAGUAAAAUUAUCUUGUUAGAGUUUUUUAUUUUUCAGGAUGAAUCCUUUAUUUUUAUUUAUUUUAUUUUUCAGAGAUAGAUAACUCCCCUUUGAGUUUUUAAAUGAUGGGAAUGCUUGUAUAAAUAUUUGUUUAUAUCUUUACAUUUUAGCUCUAACUUGAUUUUUUAGUAAUCCUCGGAAUAUGAAAGAUUCAACUCUAGUAAUAAUCCUUGUUUAAUUAAUAUGAUGGGAAUGCUUGCAUAAAUAUUUUUUAUGUCUUUACAUUUUAGCUCUAAUCUUGUUUAAUUAAUAUGAAAGAUUCAAUGUCUUAAUUUUUAGUAAUCCUCGUAAUAAUCCUUGUUUAUCAUUUAAUAUCCUUGAUUUCUCGUAAUAAUCCAUGUUUAUCAUCUUUGUGGAUCUUUACAACUCUGGUAGCAACUCUUUGGAUAAUUUUUACAGUCUGGUAGCAACUCUGUGGAUCUUUACAGUCUGGUAGCAACUCUGUGGAUAAUUUUUACAGUCUGGUAGCAACUCUGUGGAUCUUUACAGUCUGGUAGCAACUCUGUGGAUAAAGAGUUUCUUCUUUUCUUCUGUGGAUCUUUACAAUCUGGUAGCAAAUCUGUGGAUAAUUUUUUUCUGUUUGCACUUUGCACAUUCAGUUUGUGUGACUGUUGAGUGGUGACUGCUGACUAAGAGGACUUGUUUCUCAAAAUCAGGUAAGCCUCCUUGAAUUUUUUCCCCUGUCAAAUAAAAUUAAUUUUUAGUUAGUAAUUGAAUUAUAAAUAUGUUGUCUAAAUCUGUAUUUGUCUUAUUUUGUAGAAUCAUGACGUCUGAAGGACAAGGAUCUACUAGACCGCCAACAACAUCAAAACCGGACGGUAAAGAUCCAUAUUGGCUAAAUGUGGAGAGAGUUGAUUCUGAUACAAGUAAAGUUAAAUGCAAAUAUUGCACUCAAAUUCUCAAUGGCGGGAUUAGCCGAUUCAAACAACACCUAGCCGAAAAAAGGGGAAAUUGUGCGUCGUGUGUGAAAGUACCCGAUGAUGUUAAGGCGAAAGUUUCUAAAAUUUUAGAUAAUGUAAAGAAGAGUAAGGAUGAAAAGGAGAUGAAGAUGCAUAACUUGUUGAGUGAGGUGUAUAUUGGGGAGGAUGAGGAGGAGCAAAACUCUAUCUCAUUGAAUAGUCAAAGAAGCUCAUCAUCCUCCCACAAGGUAAUUGGACCAAUGGACUCCUUCGUCGCUCGUUCUCCCGAGGAGAUAGCCCAAAUGGUAGCAAAGGGGAAACAACCAACGAUGGACUCCAAACUUAAAAAGAAGAAAAGGGAGGAUGUAUUGCGAUACGUCUCCAAAUGGUUCUAUGAAGCCGGCAUUCCAUUUCAUACCGUCACGCUUCCCUCUUUCCAUCAAAUGCUACAAGCUAUUGGCUUGUUUGGAAGUCAUUUGCAAGCUCCAUCCAUGUAUGAACUGAGUGAGACAUGUUUGCAAAAAGAAGUUGAAGAGACAAAAGAAAUUGUUAAAAACUUUAAAAGGACUUGUGUUGUCAAUGGUUGCUCGAUAAUGACCGAUGCAUGGAGUGAUCGGAAGUCUAGAAGCAUCAUGAACAUAGUUGUACAUUCUGCUGGGAGAGCUUGUUUUUUAUCUUCACAUGAUGCAUCGGCUGAUAAGCACGAUGCUAAGUAUAUCUUUGAUUUUGUAGACAAGGCUAUUGAUCAGAUAGGGGAGGCAAAUGUGAUACAGAUAGUCACUGAUGGAGCUUCAAACAAUAUGACGGCUUCUAAGUUAUUGCUUGAGAAGAGGUCAAAUAUAUUUUGGACGACUUGUGCUGCACACACGGUGAACUUGAUGUUGUGCGAUAUAACUAAGAUAAAACACAUUCGUAAUGCCAUUUUAAUGGGGAGUGUAUCAGUGUUCAUAUAUAAUCACACCAAGCCUCUUCAAUUAUUUAGGGAGUUCACUAAGAGUGAUCUUGUGAGACCGGGAGUUACGAGGUUUGCUACGGCGUUCCUUUCUCUAUAGUCAUUAAGAGAUCAUAAGAAAGAGAUGAGGCAAAUGUUUAUCUCUGACCAAUAGACAGAUUGUAGCCUUUCAAGAACAUCAGUGGGUAAAAAGGUAUAUUUUAAAUUAAAAUUUCAAUUGCAUUAAUUUUAUUCAUUUGAUCAUUUAUAUUUUAUUGAUUGGAUUUAUUUGUAUGUUUGUAGGUUGCGGAGAUUAUUGCUAGCAACAAGUUUUGGGAUAAUAUAG
Asparagus officinalis (garden asparagus) is the source of this 3159-nucleotide messenger RNA. RefSeq lists its product as uncharacterized. The transcript has 2 exons. Bases 1708 to 2934 code for a protein of 408 amino acids. Lineage: Eukaryota; Viridiplantae; Streptophyta; Magnoliopsida; Asparagales; Asparagaceae. The record is from RefSeq and is a predicted model, not a curated record. Gene Ontology annotation, molecular function: DNA binding.